Messenger RNA from Phragmites australis (common reed), 1794 nucleotides. Its product is annotated as aladin-like. Gene Ontology annotation, molecular function: protein binding. The transcript has 15 exons. Gene Ontology annotation, cellular component: nuclear pore. Gene Ontology annotation, biological process: nucleocytoplasmic transport. The coding region runs from base 188 to 1519 and encodes 443 amino acids. NCBI's taxonomy places the organism in Eukaryota, Viridiplantae, Streptophyta, Magnoliopsida, Poales, Poaceae. The record is from RefSeq and is a predicted model, not a curated record.
CCCUCUCUUCUCUGCUCGCAAACUCAAGGGUUUAAGCCUUGGCCUCGCCGUCAGCAAGCCAUCGCCGCGCUGUCCGCCCUAGCCCCUCGGUUGCUUCCGCCGCCGCUGCGCCGCUCCGCUGCUUUCCCUGCCGUUGUCUUGUCUACUGUAAACUCCAGGCCCCCUAACCCAACCAAAGAAAUCGACGAUGCCGAGCUUCCCUCCGCCCGGCGCCGUCACCGUCUGCGAGAUCAACCGCGACCUCGUUGCGGCGGAUGUCCUGUCCGACGACCGCGCCAAGGACGCCUACGGCGAUGUCCUCGGGAUGGUCUUCAGCCCUAUCCCUUUCCAGCCCGAUGCUCUUCGCACCAACCGCGACCUUCCUGCUGCCGACCAAGCCGAGCCUGCUGUUGAGAGCGCACCAGCAGCUAGUUUGGCAUCCACCGUAUCCGAGUUCUUCAAACGGAUGAUCUUCCCUCCGUUAAAUCCAAAUCUGCUAGAAGAAUCUGAUACCCAGAAAGUAAGUUGGAAUCCACACAAACAUUGUUUGGCAUUUGUGUCUGCAAAGAACCAGGUUACAGUUCAUGAUUUUGAGGAUUCAGAUGGUAAAGAACCGUGCAUUUUAACAAGUGACCAUCAAACGGAUGUUAAGUCUGUUGAGUGGAGGCCAAAUAGUGGGAAGAUGAUUGCGGUUGGCUGCAAGGGUGGAAUAUGCCUCUGGUCAGCAUCAUAUCCUGGCAAUGUUCCGUUCAUGAAAUCUGGAGUCACCUCUUCUUCCUUUAGUGCCUUUCCUAGAGGUUCUGGUGGUCAGUGGAUACUAGUGGAUGUUCUUCGGGGUUCUUCUGCUGAGCAAGUUAGUGUACUUUGUUGGAAGCCUGAUGGAAGAUACUUGGCAUCCGCCUCCUGUGAUAGUCCAUCUUUCACAAUUUGGGAUGUUUCUCAAGGCUUGGGAACUCCUAUACGGCGCGGAUUAAGUAGUAUAUCAUUAGUGCGGUGGUCACCCAGUGGAGAUUACCUUCUAGCUGCUAAAUUCGAUGGAACGUUUCACUUCUGGGAGACAAGCACAUGGACGUCAGAACCCUGGUCUUCAUCUAAUGGAUAUGUGUCUGGAGCAAAUUGGGACCCAGAAGGCCAUGUUGCAUUGUUGUCCUUUUCUAACUCAACAACACUUGGCUCAAUUCACUUCUCAUCUAAGCCACCAUCUUUAGAUGCCCAUCUCCUACCAGUUGAACUUCCAGAAAUUGCGUCCCUGAUUGUUAGCCGAGGCAUAGAGAAAUUAGCAUGGGAUGCUUCAGGGGAACGUUUGGCAUUGUCGUUCAAAGAUGGAAAUGAAAUGUAUUGUGGUCUUGUUGCUGUAUAUGAUGUGAGGAGAUCUCCAAUUGUCUCACUAUCACUAGUUGGAUUCAUUAGAGGACCUGGAGAAGGAGCAAAGCCACUUGCUUUUGCUUUUCAUAACAAAUUUAAGCAAGGACCAUUGAUUUCUGUGUGUUGGAGUAGUGGCUGGUGCUGUACAUAUCCACUGAUACUUCGUUCUCAUUGACUCCUUCGUUGGAGCGUGGCAUCUCACUUGGUUCAAGACUGAAUGUUUCAAUUCUGUCGACGACUUGGUAUGCAUGCAUUGCAAAUGCAUUGCAACAUGGCUUUUUGUGAACAGGGUGCAGUUUCUAUGCGCCUAGGUGAAAUGCAAAACAUGAAUUGUAUCCUCAUGUAUGUAACAUUGUGGCUUGAGAAAUAGUGCCUAUUGCACGGAUACAGCUCCAGAUGUAUUUGCUUUGGAUGUACAUUUCCUUAUGUUGAUUGUAACAGUUUCUGUCA